GCAGCCCCCGGAUGUAGGAGGGAUUGACAGCCAACCAGGACCGCUUCUAGUUUAGCUAGUUUACUACGUGCUCUUUAUUUAUUUUAUUUUAUUUAUUGAGUGCUCAACCAAAGGAAGCUACCGUGUGUACUGUUGCUUUUUUGUUGUUGUUGGUAUGCGAACAAACAUAGAUACCUUUUUCAAAAUCGAAAGAUCAACUGUGCCCAAAGUAGCUAAACGACUGGUGAGGAGUGAGUGAGUGUGAGAGACAGAAGGAGAGAGCGAGAAGGAGUGGUCGUCAUGGCAGCUGAAGCGCAGAGACAGCGUUCUCUGUCUACGUCAGGAGACUCUCUCUACCUGGUCCUGGGGAUCAACAAGAACGCCACACCAGAGGACAUCAAGAAGUCCUACAGGAAGCUGGCUCUGAAGUUCCACCCAGACAAGAAUCCAGACAACCCCGAGGCUGCUGAUAAGUUUAAGGAAAUCAAUAACGCCCACGCCAUCCUGAACGACUGUACCAAGAGGAACAUCUAUGACAAGUACGGAUCCCUGGGACUGUACGUGGCCGAGCAGUUUGGAGAGGAGAACGUGAACACUUACUUUGUCCUCUCCUCCUGGUGGGCUAAGGGCCUGUUCAUCUUCUGUGGCUUGGCGACUGGCUGCUACUUCUGCUGCUGUCUGUGCUGCUGCUGUAACUGCUGCUGUGGGAAGUGUAAACCGCGGCCUCCCAUGGACCAGGAACCAGAGUUCUACGUCUCCCCUGAAGACCUGGAGGCACAGAUGCAGCCUGACGAGAGAGACGUUGGUGGUGAUCCCAUCAUGGUGCAGCCGUCCGGAACAGAGUCCACCAGGCUGACGUCAGACAGCCACUCCAGCUACCGGACCGACACCGGAUACAACUAAACACCCCCCCCCCCCCCCUAAACCCCACGCCCUUCAAGACUCGGUCCUGCCCGAGGAGAAGGUUUCUUUGGCUGCCACUUGAAAUAUUAGCCUGAUAUUAUCAUCAAAACCCCAUUUCACUCUGACAAACACAAGCAUAAUUCCCACCAUCACCUAUAUCCACCGGCCCCUCCGUCUCCUCCCCAGCCUCUCCGUCUCCUCCCCAGCCUCUCCGUCUCCUCCCCAGCCUCUCCGUCUCCUCCCCAGCCACCGGCCUCUCCAUCUCCUCUAUCCACCUACCUCUCUGUCUCCUCC
Molecule: messenger RNA, 1176 nt
Organism: Oncorhynchus mykiss (rainbow trout)
Lineage: Eukaryota; Metazoa; Chordata; Actinopteri; Salmoniformes; Salmonidae
Product: dnaJ homolog subfamily C member 5
Biological process (GO): regulation of synaptic vesicle cycle
Cellular component (GO): presynapse; membrane; intracellular membrane-bounded organelle
Source: RefSeq, a predicted model, not a curated record